Molecule: messenger RNA, 1055 nt
Organism: Stylophora pistillata
Lineage: Eukaryota; Metazoa; Cnidaria; Anthozoa; Scleractinia; Pocilloporidae
Source: RefSeq, a predicted model, not a curated record
CAAUCCAAGAUGGCGGACGGAAAGGACAUCAAGAAGUUCUUGGCAAAUCAUCCCCAUUUUGAACUUUUCAAAGAUGACCAGAUGAGAGAAAAGAUCAGAUGUAACUUAACAGGACAUGAGUUACCAGCCAGACUGCCAGACCUUGAAAACUAUAUCAAAGGGAAGAAGUAUCAGAGACUAAUUAAGGAAAUUCCUGAUGAAUCCCCUGGGUAUGAAGAAUACAAGGAAUACUUAGUGCCAAGUGGAAAAAAGGGCAAUCAGUUACAUUGCCAGUUGACCAAGAAAUACAUUAACAAUGUUCCUCAUCAUAUUCAAAGACACAUCACAGGAAAACGCUUCAAACGGGCGCUGGAGAAACUUAAAAGGGACAAGAAACUUGAAUCUGAGGAUGCAGAUGAAGACAUGUGGGUUCCGUCUGACCUUGAAUCAGAACCUGAUGAAGGGGAUGAAGAGGAAAAGAUGGACGAGGUUGAUUCUGGUGGAGAGUUCUCAUCAGAAGAUGAGGAUGAUACAUAUGAGAGAAAAAAUCAAACUGGAUUGAAAAGGACACUGAAGGAAACUAGCAAGAGUGAACCAGCGAAAAAAGUUAAGGGAAGCGUAACUGAAUUUCUACCAAAGGACGAGGGCAUUAAAAACCGUAAAACAAAAAACAGGAAGAAAGCGAUGAAAUCAUAACCAGCGCACCUAUGACUGAAUCUUUUUCAAAUAUCUGCCUCCUAUUGAAGCAAGAGCGAGCGUGACAUCAGUAUUGUCGAUGUUACACCUCCGAACGUUGUGUGUAUCACGGAAGCGUCUAGCUUCCUUGGGGAAAGUUAUAGGAUACAGUUUUUACAAGUUGUCAAGAGAGGACAAGGUUUGCUUUAGUCUUUGAACACGAGUAGUUCGACCUCACUCAAAGGACAAAUAAGCUGAUUGAGAGGCGAAGAAAGCAAAGGCAAACAGAGAAUGUGCAUGGUAGUUUUACUCUCUUCAGGGUAAUUGUAUUUUCAGAAGAGAUGACCAAGUACAACUGAAUGAUGUUAAUGAGUAGGAAUAAAACUGUCUCAUUUCAUGAA